CUACAUAUCUCAUAGAUUCAAACCAUUUAUAUCGACCUCACUGAAUUAUUACUUCAUUUUUUCUCAUUUUUUUUAUCUUGAGUCUUUUGCUUUUUGAGUAGUCGCUGGCUCUGGCCCGCCUGUAGAACAUUAGCCUCGGACGUCACGUACACCAAUCAUAUCAUUCUGUCUUUCUUCGAGUUGUACAGGGUGAGUCAGUUAUUUUAAACAGACCAAAAAAAGUGAGGCAAUCAAGAUGCCGAUUCCGAGAUCCGAAUACCUCAGUAAUGUCUGGAAAGACGGUAUCUUUGAUGGGCGUGUUGUGUUCGUGACCGGUGGUGCGGGCACCAUCUGUAGUGCCCAGACCAGGGCCAUGGUUCACCUCGGCGCCAACGCUUGUAUUAUCGGCCGUAAUGUUGAGAAGACUGAGUCCGUCGCUGCCGAUAUUGCCACCGCCCGGAAAGGGGCUAAGGUUCUGGGGAUUGGCGGUUGUGAUGUUCGAGACCCUGAGAGUCUGAAGAAUGCCGCCGACCGGUGUGUCAAGGAACUGGGUGCUAUUGACUUCGUCAUUGCUGGAGCAGCAGGCAACUUCAUCGCCCCUAUUUCUGGCCUCUCUUCCAACGGCUUCAAGACAGUCAUGGAAAUUGAUGUCCUUGGCACCUACAACACGGUGAAGGCGACGAUACCAUAUCUCAUCGAGUCUGCGAAACGAAACCCUAACCCACCAGGUGACGGUCUCACUGGUGGCCGCAUUAUUUAUGUCUCGGCAACGUUCCACUACGCCGGGAUGCCUAUGCAAGCCCAUGUUGCGGCAGCUAAGUCUUCCGUGGACUCCAUCAGCGCAUCCGUGGCCCUGGAAUACGGACCCUACGGAGUUACUUCCAACGUGAUUGCCCCUGGUGGCAUUGAAGGCACCGAAGGCAUGGACCGUCUCAGCAGUACCAAGAUGGACUACAAGGAUACGGCCAAGCACAUCCCUUCAGGCCGCUGGGGCACAAUCCGUGACGUGGCCGAUGCCACAGUGUACCUCUUUAGCGACGCGGGUAACUACGUCAACGGGAACGUCCUCGUCGUAGACGGCGCUGACUGGAGGAACAAAGGGACCGGAGUUGGGCGAGACCUCAGCAUGCAAUAUCCCAACUACUUGCUGAACUGGACUGAAACACAAAAAUACGUGAAAUCCGGCCGCAAGGAGAAGCCCAAGCUAUAAGAAUCAGGCUCACCUUACUUACCCUCGAAUCCGUACUUAUGAAUAUCAAUAUUGGAAAGCUUCAAUCUGUACUUCACACUAGGAGUGGCUUUACCCAUUAAGAAGGGAUAAUAGCUGCAACGAAAUUCAAUCUUAGCGCUCACGAUAAUCAUAUAGACAUUUCUAUCUUAGUAUUGGUGAUCACACAGAUUUUUCAGAGAGGAAACACAUAUACGCACAUAUGUUGGGGUUAUGCAUGACGACUUUAGCGUAGGCUAAAAUUGCAGUGCUGAUUGCCACGACGUGUGUUACCCUAUUCUCACCAUUCUUCUGACUUGCAGUAGAAGCGACCCCAACACUUCUACUGGAAGUCAGAAAGCUGGCGACGGAAGUGGAGUCCCAACGGGUAAGUAAGGGUGUCAGUCCUGGCUUGUGAUCCUAAAAAAGUAGAUUCUACACUGCUAGAAAUUCCCGACCUUGCUAUUUGGUUGACCUUUCUGUUAUCUGUGCUUGAAAACCCGCUUGUACAUCUUAGAUUGAUUAAUCCUUUCAUAUGAA
Molecule: messenger RNA, 1726 nt
Organism: Xylaria bambusicola
Lineage: Eukaryota; Fungi; Ascomycota; Sordariomycetes; Xylariales; Xylariaceae
Exons: 4
Coding region: 236-1189 (317 amino acids)
Biological process (GO): fatty acid catabolic process
Molecular function (GO): 2,4-dienoyl-CoA reductase (NADPH) activity
Source: RefSeq, a predicted model, not a curated record